CCGCUCUUGAGGUCCUCUUUUAUUACCAAAACAAAAAUAAAACAAAACAAGAUAAAUCUUGUGGUGUCUAACUAAUGACGUUGGAAUUGUUUUGUGGUAUCGUUCGUGUUGUGUUGUGCUGUGUUUCAUCAUUCAUGGCUUCUUCUACAACUCCCACACUCCCUCUGGCUUUCCCCCAGCGACAUCACUCUGUUUCUCACCGUCAAGUUCUCUUCUUCGCCAAAUUCAGUAACAAAGUUUCGCUCUCUUCUUCUGUGGCUUCGAAACGGAGUUGUAAAUCAAAGUGCUUUUAUGCAAAAGUGCAAAACGCACUCAACGAGGAAGCGGUUGAAACUCAGAGUUCGGAGUUGGAGGAGGAUACCCAAAGUACCCCUUCUUCCUCCAAACUGGUCCUUGUUGUUGGUGGCUCCGGAGGCGUUGGGCAGCUGGUAGUAGCAUCACUGCUUCAGCAGAAUAUUAAGUCACGGUUGAUACUUAGGAAUCCUGAGAAAGCCACAGAAUUGUUUGGUGAACAAGAUAAGGAGAAACUGCAGGUAUUCAAAGGAGACACAAGGAAGCAGGAAGAUUUGGAUCCAUCAAUAUUUGAGGGUGUCACACACGUGAUUUGCUGCACAGGAACAACAGCUUUUCCUUCAAGGCGGUGGGAUGAUGAUAAUACACCAGAAAGGGUUGAUUGGGUGGGACUAAAGAAUCUAGUAUCUGCAUUGCCUUCCUCAGUGAAGAGAGUUGUUCUUGUGUCAUCAAUAGGUGUGACCAAGUUCAAUGAAUUGCCAUGGAGCAUUAUGAACCUAUUUGGUGUCCUGAAGUAUAAGAAGAUGGGGGAGGAUUUUCUUAGGAAUUCUGGCCUUCCAUUUACCAUAAUCAGACCUGGAAGGUUGACAGAUGGGCCAUACACAUCUUAUGAUCUAAAUACUUUACUCAAAGCAACAGCUGGACAACGACGAGCAGUCCUUAUAGGUCAAGGAGAUAAACUAGUGGGAGAGGCCAGCAGAAUAGUGGUUGCUGAAGCUUGCGUGCAGGCACUAGAUCUUGAAGUCACUGAAAACCAAGUAUAUGAAGUUAACUCUGUUGAGGGGGAAGGUCCUGGAAAUGAAGCUAAGAAGUGGCAAGAAUUAUUCGAGGCUGCAAACUCCCGCUAAUUGGACUACCAAUGAACUUUUAUAGCAUUUCAAGCCAUGUGUGCCAAUUACUCCCCAAUAUACCAAACACACUAAAGAAAACAUGUCUAAAGGAGGAAAAGAAGAAGAAAAAAGAGUAAGUCUAAAGUAAGAAAUCAGCCAAAAAAAGAAAGAAAUGUUGGAUCAUUUUGCUUUCUUACUAUUAUAAAUAUUUUUGGCAAUGUUAUUUGAUACGAAUUAGUUGAUAAAUUAGAAAAAUAAUGGUAUACAUAUUUGGUUUAGAAAAGAAA
This is a messenger RNA of Glycine soja, 1408 nucleotides long. RefSeq lists its product as uncharacterized. NCBI's taxonomy places the organism in Eukaryota, Viridiplantae, Streptophyta, Magnoliopsida, Fabales, Fabaceae. The record is from RefSeq and is a predicted model, not a curated record. The transcript is spliced from 9 exons. The coding region runs from base 75 to 1139 and encodes 354 amino acids.